CGUCAAUAGGUGGACCCCCUCCUGGAGAGAUAAAAACCGCCGGCGCCGGUGCUGCCAGUCCCUCUGGCUGAGACCUCGGCUCUGGAGUCCUGCUCAGCAUCCCCCUCCCCCCGAGCCGGAGCAUCCCCAGGUCGUGCCAGCCCCUCCCCACCCCCCAGGCAGCAUGGGCAAAGAGAAGACCCAUAUCAACAUAGUGGUCAUCGGCCACGUGGACUCAGGCAAGUCCACCACCACCGGCCACCUCAUCUACAAAUGCGGAGGCAUUGACAAGAGGACCAUCGAGAAGUUUGAGAAGGAGGCGGCUGAGAUGGGGAAGGGCUCCUUCAAGUACGCCUGGGUGCUGGACAAGCUGAAGGCUGAACGGGAGCGCGGCAUUACCAUCGACAUCUCCCUCUGGAAGUUCGAGACCACCAAGUACUACAUCACCAUCAUCGACGCCCCAGGCCACCGCGACUUCAUCAAGAACAUGAUCACAGGCACCUCCCAGGCGGACUGCGCUGUGCUGAUCGUGGCGGCGGGAGUGGGAGAGUUCGAGGCCGGCAUCUCCAAGAACGGGCAGACCCGGGAGCACGCACUGCUGGCCUACACGCUGGGCGUGAAGCAGCUGAUCGUGGGGGUCAACAAGAUGGACUCGACGGAGCCUGCCUACAGUGAGAAGCGCUACGAUGAGAUCGUCAAGGAGGUCAGCGCCUACAUCAAGAAGAUCGGCUACAACCCGGCCACCGUGCCCUUCGUGCCCAUCUCCGGCUGGCAUGGUGACAACAUGCUGGAGCCCUCGCCCAACAUGCCAUGGUUCAAGGGCUGGAAGGUGGAGCGGAAGGAAGGGAACGCCAGCGGUGUGUCCCUGCUGGAGGCCCUGGACACCAUCCUGCCCCCCACACGCCCCACGGACAAGCCCCUGCGCCUGCCACUGCAGGAUGUGUACAAGAUUGGCGGCAUUGGUACCGUGCCCGUGGGCCGGGUGGAGACGGGCAUCCUUCGGCCAGGCAUGGUGGUGACCUUUGCGCCAGUGAACAUCACCACGGAGGUGAAGUCAGUGGAGAUGCACCAUGAGGCACUGAGCGAGGCCCUGCCCGGCGACAACGUCGGCUUCAAUGUGAAGAAUGUAUCCGUCAAAGACAUCCGCCGGGGCAACGUGUGUGGGGACAGCAAGUCUGACCCACCCCAGGAGGCUGCCCAGUUCACCUCCCAGGUCAUCAUUCUGAACCACCCUGGGCAGAUCAGCGCCGGCUACUCACCGGUCAUUGACUGCCACACAGCCCACAUCGCCUGCAAGUUUGCCGAGCUGAAGGAGAAAAUUGACCGGCGUUCUGGCAAGAAGCUGGAGGACAACCCCAAGUCCCUGAAGUCCGGCGAUGCGGCCAUUGUAGAGAUGGUCCCAGGGAAGCCCAUGUGUGUGGAGAGCUUCUCCCAGUACCCUCCUCUCGGCCGCUUCGCCGUGCGCGACAUGCGGCCGGUGGCUGUGGGCGUCAUCAAGAACGUGGAGAAGAAGAGGCACCCUAGUGUGAGACCCCUGGGGCUGCGGCAGCAAAUGGACCUCAAGCUGGCAGCUUAA
Molecule: messenger RNA, 1555 nt
Organism: Vicugna pacos (alpaca)
Lineage: Eukaryota; Metazoa; Chordata; Mammalia; Artiodactyla; Camelidae
Source: RefSeq, a predicted model, not a curated record